CUGGAGACGCGCGGGAGGUCGAAGGGCUAGGGGGUGAUGGGCGUGAGCAGGUGGGCUGGGGAGAGGCCAGGCGCCCCGGAUGGUUUUGAGUGCCUGCGGGGAGUACAUAACCUCGUAAGGUCCCCACAGGUUUGGGAGAACCACCCUGCGUCAAGUUAUUGGUUCUGCCAGCAAUGGAUGCAGGAAGACAAACAAAUCCCAGCAUCUCGUUAUAUCUUCACCCCAAGUCUUCAUGAAAGAAGCUCAUUUUAAGACUUUUGUUGUGGGGCAAUAAAAACAAUCUGGGCUUGGCAAGAUCAGAUAGGUGUAUACAGACUUCUCUUUCAAGUCUGCAGGCUGGAAAAGAAAUCGACACAAGAGAGAUUAGCAAGAGAAAAGACCAGCCUCAAUUACAGAAUGUCCUGGGGUGAAAUCUGAGAAAACACCCUCCUUGGGCUCUACCCCCGCUACCCCCACCUCGGGAGAGAAGUUGAUAUGACCACCUGGUGGAGGCCUCCUGUGUCCCGUCCUGAUGAGACAGUCCACCGGCCCUUGGACCCACUGGUCGUAAAGCAAUCACCAGGAUGAGGGCAGCUGGACCUGGGGGGGAUGGUAGGACACGCCAGAGCGACGUGGUCUGGAAUAUGGCUUCCUCUCCCUGUGCCAUGGGCCCCAUGGACAGCCUGGAGCUGCUGGACCUUCUGUUUGACCGCCAGGAUGGCGUCCUGAGACACGUCGAGCUAGGCGAGGACUGGGGCUCUGCGGAGGACCAGCAGGUCCUGCCAGGCCCAGACUCGGAUGACUUCCUCAACUGCAUCCUGGCUUCUGGAGACUCGGUGCCCAGCUCUCCUCUCUGGUCUCCUGCAGCCAGUGACAGUGGCAUCUCUGAAGACCUGCCCUCUGACCCCCAGGACACCCCUCCACGCAGUGGACUGGCCACCACCCCAGUCAACUACCACACCCCAGAGUCUUGCUCCUCCUAUGGUCCCGCGACCCCCUGCCCUGCCAGGACCCCGGGCCCAGGGGCCCAGGCGCUCGAGGCCUCUGUAGCCAUAGAUCUAGAAAUGUGGAGACCGGACCUCUACCCAGAAGAGCAAACGCAGCUACCACACUCGCCUCCAGGCUGCAACCUCACGGUGAAAGAACUCCUGCUCUCUGGCAGUGGCGGGGACCUGCAACAGCAUCAUCCCACAGCCCCUCACAUGUUGCGGCCUGGGAUGGGGCACAGUCAGGACCUGGUGUUGACCGAGGAUGAGAAGAAGCUGCUGGCCAAAGAAGGCAUCAUGCUGCCCACCCAGCUGCCCCUCACCAAGUAUGAGGAGCGAGUGCUGAAAAAAAUCCGCCGGAAAAUCCGGAACAAACAGUCUGCCCAAGAAAGUCGGAAAAAGAAGAAGGAAUAUAUCGAUGGCCUAGAAAGUCGAAUGUCAGCCUGCGCUGCUCAGAACCAGGAACUUCAGCGAAAGGUCUUACAUCUUGAGAAGCAGAACCUGUCCCUCUUGGAGCAGUUGAAGAAGCUGCAGGCCAUCGUGGUACAGUCCACCAGCAAAUCAGCCCAGACGGGCACCUGCAUAGCUGUGCUGCUGCUCUCCUUCGCCCUCAUCGUCCUCCCCUCCAUGAGCCCCUUCACCCCCAACAAAGCCGAGAGCCCUGGAGACUUCGCACCUGUGCGAGUCUUCUCUAGAACAUUGCACAAUGAUGCUGCAUCCCGUGUGGCCCCUGAUGUCACGCCAGGCUCCGAGGCUCCAGGACCUCAGCUCAAGACUGGCACAUCCCGAGAAGAUCCCCCAGGAAGCCCUAGGGAAGACUGGGAGUCCCAAGACUUGCAGUCUCUGGACAAUUCGACAGAGGAACUGGACAACUCAACCCUGGCCCAGGGCAACAUGAUGGAGGAGCUGGACUGGACCUCCCUGCUGGACUGGGCCACCUUGCUGGACUGGGCCUUGACUAAACCAGUGUUCAACCCAGGGCUUGUGGGUCUGGAGGCACCAGGGGAGGAGCUGUGAGCAGGACCCAGACAUGCCCCCAGGCCUCUCUGCUCACUGAGGGCACUUCACUGAGCACUCGGAGGACACCUGGUGUGGGGACUGGAGGUGAGGCAGAGAUGGCGGUGGACACGCCAGGAUGGCCACGCACAAAUUCAGAUAUUCACCCAGGACCCAGACACCCGCAGAAACUGAUGCUCAGAGGCCAGAGCCUUAGAAAUACACAGGCCCAGCCACAGGAGACAGGCAGCGCUCGCAGGCUGAGCGGCAGACAAGCCAACACCCACAGGCAGUCACCUCCCAGCUCCUGGCAGCGGCCGCAGGACUCCUCCCUGCCCAGUUGCACUGGGAGGAGGAAGCAGCUAAGACCGCAGGGAUCCUGGCCCCAGAAAAGGAGCUGAGUUCUGAAUUGGGGGUGGCCAUGGCCCUCAACGAUACCCUUUUUUAAGACUGCCUUGAUCCUUAAUAAAGUAUU
Condylura cristata (star-nosed mole) is the source of this 2436-nucleotide messenger RNA. It is a transcript of the gene CREB3L3, whose product is annotated as cAMP responsive element binding protein 3-like 3. The coding region runs from base 564 to 1982 and encodes 472 amino acids. The transcript is spliced from 13 exons. The record is from RefSeq and is a predicted model, not a curated record. Gene Ontology annotation, molecular function: RNA polymerase II cis-regulatory region sequence-specific DNA binding; DNA-binding transcription factor activity, RNA polymerase II-specific. Lineage: Eukaryota; Metazoa; Chordata; Mammalia; Eulipotyphla; Talpidae. Gene Ontology annotation, cellular component: nucleus. Gene Ontology annotation, biological process: regulation of transcription by RNA polymerase II.